CCCCGCCCCGGCCCCGCCCCGGCCGGCGGCAGGCGCGCCUGUUUACAGCUCCGACAGUUCCCUCGGUCUGCAAAAACCCAAAGGUGCUCAAGCAAUCUGAGGAAAUCAAAAAAAGAUGUGGCCGUUUUGGGGACUGGACUUGAACCGUGCCCGCUGUGACCUGCUCUUCACAGAAGCCAUCAAUCAAAGGAUGCAGGUUCCCAACAGGCUGAAGGUAGCAGGUAGCUUCAGCCCUAUGGACGAGGAGCCAGUGACAGAGGAUGUCCCUCCUUCCUUUCGGAUGCACAUCCCUGAUAGGAUUUCUCUUGAAGAAAUAUCAGAUGCCAGUUUGAGGCCUAACCUGCUGAACCAGCAAAAGAAGGUCCCCUCUGCCAUGGUGCACACAUCCCCGGACUCCUCUGCACAGCCCACCCACUUCGGGGAGCUCCCUUUUCUGCACAUAGCUAGCAGAUCAAGCUCCCAGAAACGCAAACGAUCGAGCCAUCACAGCAGCAGGUCGCGGCGGGAGAGGACUCCAAGUGACUGUGCCCAGCUGGCCUUGCAUAGCCCAGGCCAGCACCAUGAGCGGCUGGACAUGUGCCCCCUGCCUGCACGUAGUGCUCCGCUCCCCCUCCUCACGGAGACGGGCAGGAUCUACUCCAUGCAGAACAUCUUCCAGACCAUGUACCUCCUGGGUCAGGUGCUCUUCCACCGUGUCCAGCACUCUCUGCAAGACCCAGUGCCAUCCAGCUCCCAGGAGGCUGGCCCAGACCCAGAGAGUGCCUUGGAGGAGGCUGGGGCAGCUGAGAUGGCAGCAAUGAGAAAGCAGUUGACAAGGAUCUCAGGGAGGCUCCGCGUGCUGGAGGAGCAGUGCAACGCCUGGCGGCAGAAGGAGGCCCUGGUCUACUCCGUGCUGAUCUCUGCCUGCCUCAUCAACACGUGGCUGUGGCUGAGGAGAUGAUUUCCCAUGCCCUGACCUCCCAUGCCCAACCCUGGCAGGGUGGGUGAGGGCCGGAAGAGAAUCCUUGCUCAUGUACUUGCAAACAGUAAAACUGUGUGUUUCUUCUUAA
Molecule: messenger RNA, 1049 nt
Organism: Phalacrocorax carbo (great cormorant)
Lineage: Eukaryota; Metazoa; Chordata; Aves; Suliformes; Phalacrocoracidae
Source: RefSeq, a predicted model, not a curated record